AUGGAUCUUCAUUUGGAGAGAUCUCACUCUGUGGCCGACGCCGAACGGGUGGCAACGAAGAACACUGAUGCGGUAGAGCUCGCCCACCUCGGCUACAAGGACGAACUCCAACGACGCUUCUCGCUACCAUCUCUUCUUGGCCUCUGUCUCUGCUUGAUGGGCACAUGGGAGGCCUGUUCAGCCUCCAUCGCCGCGGCUCGCCAUGCCUCUGGUAUAACUUUAUUCUAUCCUUCUUAUUCACCCUCGCGAUCGGAGCCUCUCUUGCGGAAAUCGCCUCAAUCUAUCCUACAUCUGGUGGUUAGUAAUUAUCAGUGCAACCAGUUCCCGUCUUUGGAACCGACAAGACUGAAGAUUUAUUUAGGCCAAUAUCAUUGGGUCACAGCUCUAUCUCCGGACCGUGGCAGAAAGACAGCUUCGUGGAUGACAGGGUGGAUAUCCAUUGGCGGCCAGGUUGUUUUGCUUGCGUCGGCUGGCGUCUAUUCGAGCUUUAUGGUCCAAGGUCUCAUCUCCCUCAGCAAUCCGUCUUACCAAGCAGAGAGAUGGCACGCUACCCUCAUCUAUAUCGGGAUCUUGAUCUACUGUGCGUUGCUGAACAUUGUCGGCGAGAAGGUCCUGCCGACGGCCAAUUUUAUCUCUGGCGCUCUCCAUAUAUUUGGAUUCCUUGCCGUUCUAAUCGCUCUCGGUGUCACGUCCAAGAAGAACACAUCCGAAUAUGUCUUCACUACGACCUUCAAUAAUACGAAUUGGAGCGACGGCGUUGCUUGGAUUGUGGGCAUGAUCAGCUCUAUAUAUCCAUUCUUAGGCUACGAUGGUGCUUGCCACAUGGCUGAAGAACUUCCGCACCCUCGCCGCAAUGUACCCCUCGCCAUGAUCGGAAGCAUCGUCAUCAACGGCGCAAUGGGCGUUGGCUAUGUCACAAUGUUGCUCUUCUCGGCGGGAUCGCUUGAGCGCAUCCUUGCUACCCCAUACAGACUUCCCUUCAUUCAGAUCUACUACGAUGCGACCCAUUCAGUCGUCGGCACUACAUUCAUGGUUCUCGUGUCAGCUUUGACAGCAAUUGCUGCUGCAGCUGCAGGCAUGACAUCUGCUUCUCGGACUUUGUGGGCUUUUGCACGCGAUGACGCUACUCCCUUUCAUUCAUGGAUCGGGAAUAUCCAACCCAGGCUCAAGAUCCCAGUCAAUGCGGUUCUUGUGGUCUUCGUGCUCGAUUUGCUUCUUGGUUUGCUGUACUUGGUUAACCCCACAGCGUCCAACGCCAUCUUGUCCAUGUCUGCUACGGGAAUGUAUCUUUCUUACUUGAUGCCUGGUAUGCAUGCUUGUCUGGGGCCGAAACAAGCUGCAGCCAUCCGAUUAUGGCCCUUUCAAGUUGGGAAAAGUUCUCGGAAUUGUUUUGAACUUGGCUGCCAUUAUUUGGAUGGCAGUUUCUAUCAUCUUCAGUCUAUUCCCGGGUUCUUUGCCUGUAACACCUGA
Messenger RNA from Fusarium mangiferae, 1470 nucleotides. RefSeq lists its product as uncharacterized. Gene Ontology annotation, cellular component: membrane. The record is from RefSeq and is a predicted model, not a curated record. Gene Ontology annotation, molecular function: transmembrane transporter activity. The transcript is spliced from 3 exons. Gene Ontology annotation, biological process: transmembrane transport. Lineage: Eukaryota; Fungi; Ascomycota; Sordariomycetes; Hypocreales; Nectriaceae. The coding region runs from base 1 to 1470 and encodes 489 amino acids.